GUUCAAACGUAAAAGUACAUCAUCUUAGACAUCAUCCACCUUUUCAAGAGGUCUCAUCGACAACGACUCGUUUCCGACGGCGAAGUAAAUCUCUGCGCCCGUGUAUCUGUGAUCUAAUGUCUUUUAAAUGAGAGAUGAGGGAAACAUACCGGUAAAUGCAGUCUCCAGUAUGGAAAGUAACCAAGUUCCAGAAAGUAUGGAAGCAAUAACAGCUCCUAAACCAGACACCUCAGACCACCCAAAUGAUGAUGAACUGCUGAAUGCCCAACUUCGAAUGUUUGAGAACAUUGCACUAAGCAAUGCCCGCAUCAAGAACCAGCAACGAGAUGAUGUGGAACUAUCAACAAGGGAAAGAAUCAAAAUCCUCUCUGAACAGUUUCACCAUUCUCCUGCAGUAUUCAUUGAAAAUUUCCACCCAUACCUAUGUGAAGACGACCUCAUUUGUUUCAACCCUGUCUCUGAUGUGUAUGAGGUAUCGUUUUACCUCAAGGAAGCUAAGAGGAGACUCGGUGCUGGAAAAAUGUCUGUGGUCGUGAAGAACCGACGUUAUGAAGCGCUCAAGAAAUUGGAGAAGGAGGGGAGUUAUUUAAGUGAUGACGAGAUGAGAGCCAGAGAUCCUCUCAUGUACGAACAGCUUAUUGGACAGUAUCUGACGGAUGAAGAGCGUUUGGAGACUAGGACUAAAAUUGACCAGACAGACUUGAAGUUUUCAACGAUCCUCAUGUCAUUCCUGCAGGAUCAGGAAAUAAAAAAGUUUUACAAGAGACAACAGGAUCAAGAGGAAGGGGCAAAAGAAGAAGAAGAAGAAGAAGAAGAAGAAGAAGAAGAAGAGGACGAAGACAAGGACGAGAAGGAGGAGAAGAAGGCAGAUGUUAAAGGUCAUUCCAAGGGCAUGGAUCAUCCCCUACAAAACAAUGUCGGGAGAGAUGCCAAUGAUGAGGAAGAGGAGGAGGAGGAGGAAGAUGAAAUGAUGGAUGAAGAUGUGGCACCCAUGACUCGGCGCCAACCAACCCCUGCCACGGAAGCAGAGAAGCACCUCCUGCGAGAAGAGUUCCAAAACAUAAUGAGGGAGAGGUUCCUCAGUGGAGGCGAUCAAGACUUUGACUACGGAGCGGUUGACAACAACACGGAGUACGACUCACUGGCGAUUCGUGGAUGGGAUGAGGAAGAGAAGUACUUUGAUGAUGAUGAGGGUGCAGCUGAAGUGGAUGAGGUGUAUAGAAUAAAAGAACGAGGAAACAAAGAAGAUGGCAGUGAUGUGUUACCAUCAAGAACAGACAAUGAGGAAUUGGACGAUUAUGAAAAGUGGACGCCAAAUGAAAAGCCUAUGGAAUGAUAGAGUGCCAUUGCUGCCCAAACUCUUGUCUGUUUACUGAGUAAAAUAUGGGCACCAAAUCUAAAUUUUCAUCAUUGUCAUAUUUGCAACAGAGUCAUCCAAGGAAAUAUUUACAUGUUUUGUGUUUUUACAGCAUCAUCAUGAAGACAGAGAUUCAUUGAGCGACAUCUUCCUUGACAUUAUCCUUUUGCAUAUAUGUCAAAACUCAAUGAAACAGAAACAAAUACAAAAAUCAUCUUCAUAGCCAGCUUCUUCUAUUUUCAUUUAUAUAGUGGGGAUAUUUUCUCUUUACAAAUAUAUUUAUUUUUCAUGUAAACAAUACCCAAUAUGAUCAUAGAGCAUGAGUCAAUGAUUAUUUAGUUGUUUUUUUUCUUUAUCUCUACACCAAUUAGUGAUGGAUUCAUUUGCUCCGGAGAGUCCGGAAUUUCCAUCAGUAUUUAACUCACUCCACUAAAAGAGACAUGCAAUGUAUAUCUUAUUUAAAAAGUUAAAUAGUAUCUCCCUAAUGAACAUACUUCCCUGAGGAAUAAACCCUCCAUUGUGUAAGUUUUGGUAAGUGGCAAAGUUUCUCAACUAUCAGAUUUUGAUGGUGAAAUGCAUGGAGGAUUUUAAACAAACCCUUUUUUCAAAUAAAAUAUGUGUUCAGGAAGUAAGCAGAUUUGCUCCAGUUUUAACCAUCAAAGAGGCAACUGUGUCUGCCUGGUAUUCACAGGAUAUCGAGGAUAGCAAAGAUUCUUAAACAGCUCAAAUGCAUUCAUGUUCACCCUAUUUUAUAUUGCACAUGGACCAGGGAUGGUGGUGCAGAAAGGACUGGAUUGCCUAUUUGAUUCCUUUGUUUACAGAGAAUCUGUGCUUAGCUCAGUGUGGUGUGAUUUUAACACCUGGGCCCCGGUUUCAUAAAACAUGUUAUCAAUACAAAUGCUAAAUUUCUUAUUUUCUAUGAUAAAUUUACUCUCAGCCAAACAGAUGCCACAAUUUCAGUAGCUUAUAACAGUUAUUGUAACUUGUUAAUAUGGUAUCAAUUUUUUUAUGAAACAGUGCCCCACAUUGUAUUCCUCAUAGAUCUUAUAUCAUAUGUUGAGAGCCAGAAGGAUGUUGACUGUGUUGAAUGAUAUUAGUCGACGCCCUCCUGACUCUCUCAGUGGAUGAAAUGGUACUCUGAGUGAUUAAUAUGUAAAAGUGUGAAGACAAAACAAUAUUUUAAGUCGGAAGAUCACUGGCUUGAACUCUCCUUUGGGCUUCCUGUUAAACUUUCCCCAGCUAAAGGGUAUACCCUUAUUUUGGUCCCAUAUUUGUACUUGUAGAAUGAUCUAUUAGUAUUAACAAUGGCAUAUUUUUGUGAGAUGACAUAUACUUUCAUACACUCCAAAAGUCUGUGUCUUAUAAUACAUACAUGUAGUUAGUAUUACCAUUAUUGGCUUCGGUUAAUUAAACAUUAAAUGUAUUUUGCCCCUUUAUACUGAUGCAUAUGACCUAAAUAUGUACCAUGCUCCUUGACAUACAUUCAAUUUAGAUAAUUAGAGAAUUCCAACUUCCUAGAGAUUGAUGUAAUAUUAGGACUUGGCCAGCCUCUUGAGAAAUUGUAUGCAUUCCAAUCUGGGGAUGGAUGGGCAUGGGAGGCAUGUGUCCUCCCCCUCCCCCAUCAAAUCAAAUAGCUCUAAUAAAGGAAAAAGAAAUUAUGCCAGUGCCCCUAUUUGCUUUUUCAUCGAUGGAUAUGAUAUUUGCUCAAGAUGUAAAAUCUAUUACAUUUCUUACAAUAAAUACUUGAUAAAAUGAUGACAAUGAUAUCUCUUUCUUCUAUCUCAUUUCAAAUACAACUUACAGCAAAUGCUAUGGGCGAAGACAAAAUAAUCACACACUGAAACAAGACUUAUAUACAAAAAUGUGAUAGUAAAUUUUAUUUUCCCCCAAAAUGAGACCUAGGCAAUAUUUUUAAUAGUUAAAUAGUUCAUGUGCAAGACUAGGCAGUGUCAUCCAUGUAUUAACAUAUGUAAUAUAUGACCCUAUUGAACAUUUCUAGGUUAAAAUUCACAUCUAGUACUAAGCAACUAUUACUAUUCCAAAUAAACAGCAAAGAAAGUUACAAACAAAACUGCCCUGGCAGCAACUUGUACAAACAAAAAUGUUCAUUAUUCCUUGAGCAGUUAUACUUUGUAUUUUAUAAGUUGACUGUACGUCAAGAACACCUGUUCCACAGAAACACUUGGAUUUAAAAAAUAUUGUUCUUAUUCUUCCUCUUCAGCAUUCCAACCAAUAUUUAAUGGUAUUUUAAAUGUAAACUUAUGAAAUGUACAUUAUAGUGAAAUGAAACAUGUAGCAAAAGUGCAGCCCUCCCUCUCUUGUCAUAAGCAUGUCAGAUAAACAAGGUGCACAUCACUUUCCAAAUUACUGCACUAUCAAGUCAUAUGUAAUAUUCUACAUGUAAGACACACAUUUGUUCAUUGUUGUAAGGAAUUCAACUCAAAAGUAGGAAACCACUAUUCAAUAACAGUUUUAUUUUUAUUUUGUGUACGGUAUAUAUUCAAAAGCAUAUAUGAAAUGUCUUGGAACAUAUUACAGCCAUAAUGACUCAAAAUAAUAUAUCACACAGAUUUGUUCUAACACUUCAUUUUCUUUUAAUCUCAUAUGGAGCUCAAAACAGUUUUAAAAAGAAAAGAAAAGAAACAUCGCCUUAUUAUUGUAGAAAAAUGGGACCGUCUACAAACCAACUUCCUACAUCCAGUAGAUUUCUUCUUAAAGCAGAUUACACACAUGGUACAUGUAAAAUCGAAGAUAUUUCAUAAUCCAAAUUCCAGCACUGAAUUGCACAAAAUUCAAAUACAUGAUAAAUAUAGCAAUCAUUCUCUUGACCGUCUCCAUCAAUUUGAUCUGAACUUUCAAAUGUAGCUUUAAAACUUGAAAGAUAGCCCAUACACAAUGCAAACAUAGGCUCAUGAAACCCCAACAAAUGCAAUGAUAUCGUAGUGAUAAUGUGUUCAAUUUAUAAUAACUCUUCAAGGUGCGUUAUCUUUAUAGCGCUUAAUACAUCUACGAUGUCUCUAGGCGCUUUAGAGAUAUACUAGCAACCCUGUCAUUGGAUUUCAAUACUUGCCCGCACACACUGUGUGCACAAUCUCCAAAAUCAAUGAUUAGGCCCUAGAAAGCUACACACAGGGUUAUAUAUUUCACCUUAUUUCAUCUCUUCCUUUCCAUUAAAAAAAUAUACCUUUUGAGAUUGAGCCCAGUCACGAUACCCUGAGACAGUCAUGAUGAGACAAUCAUAAAAACUUUAAACAGCCUAGAAAAAAAUACAACUUUAACAUCACUGUGUGUGUACAUGAACGUCAAGAUGCAAUACCGUG
Messenger RNA from Strongylocentrotus purpuratus (purple sea urchin), 4677 nucleotides. RefSeq names its product coiled-coil domain-containing protein 97-like. The record is from RefSeq and is a predicted model, not a curated record. The transcript is spliced from 3 exons. Bases 128 to 1336 code for a protein of 402 amino acids. Lineage: Eukaryota; Metazoa; Echinodermata; Echinoidea; Camarodonta; Strongylocentrotidae.